This is a messenger RNA of Diabrotica balteata, 1352 nucleotides long. NCBI's taxonomy places the organism in Eukaryota, Metazoa, Arthropoda, Insecta, Coleoptera, Chrysomelidae. The record is from the annotation of a GenBank genome assembly.
CAGUGGGAGACUUAUUUUUGUCUUAGUGAUUCAUAGAUUGUAUUUUGUUCAGUGGCACCUUGUCGAUUGUAGCGAGGAAACUAAGUGAGGAAAUCGGAAAAAUCGUAGAAAUGGCUUCGAAAGUUAUGGUGAAAAUACCUGUCGCUCCAUUCGGCAAGGUGAAUAAAAAGUCGGGAAAUGUAAACAGCGAUUUAGUUGUAACUCGAACUGAAAUUCCAACACGACCUGUCGACGGAUCCAAAGGUCCUGAACAGGCGAGAAUAGCUCAAUUAGAACAAAAUAUUAAAUUUCUACAAGAACAACAUCAGCUCAUGCUUACAGGUCUACACAACGAAAUUGAAAACUUGAAGACUAGAAACAGAGAAUUACAAUUCCAGUUAGUAUUUGUGAAAGGAACUGGUUUGUCAUCACCUAGCUCACCCUCAUCACCCGAAGAUGAUACUAAACAUAAGGUAUACACAAGUCCAAAACCAUUUAACACAACUCCGUUGCAAGUAGAGCUUUUGGAAAAAGAGCUGACAGAAUUAAAGUUACAAACGCAAGAAACCGAUAGCAGGAAUGCAUAUUUGUCGGCUAUAGUUGAUGAACAAAAAAAAAAAUUAGAACGCUAUGAACGUGACAGGGAAAAAGAACGCGAAAGAGCUGUUCAACCAGACCCCGAACUUCUUCGAAAAUUGGACGACGCUGAAGCGAUCAUUCGACGACUGCGCAGAGAAAAUUCUGAUCUAAGAAGAGAACAUGCUGAACAUUGCUCCCAGCGUGAUGGCUCUUAUCCGCAACAAAGAAGUGCAGAAAAUGGAUACACUUCUCCCAGAAAUGGCCAUGGGCAGCAUUCAGGAAGAGGUAAUGGAGGGCGGCAGAGGGGAAAUAGUGGACACUAUAGAGGAAAUUGGUUUCCUCCCUUACAUUCACAGAGUUACUGGCAAAGUGGCAGAAAUCACGAUAGAUCAAUGUCUGGAGAGCAGAGUGGAGGACUUCCUAGCCUCCAAGGUAAUGAAGGUCAUUAUCAAAGCAGAAGAGGCUCCAAUAACAACCAUUACAACAAUGGGGAAAAUCGGAAAUACAGGGGUGGGCAGAAAAAUGGCAAACAGACGUAAUUAGAGUACUAUUAGAUUUCUAAUAGAUGCUUUUAAAGGCUGUCAUAUUUUUUAAUAUUUUAAAAAUAAAUGUUUACUAGAAAAACUUAUCCCAGGUGCAAAAAGUUAUGGUAAUGGUAAAUAUGAAUAAAUAAAUGCAUGUACAUGCAUUUUCAUGGAAUUUCAAAUAAUGAUUUUAAGCUACUUAGUUUUCUUAUGAAUAAAUUUUCUUGUACACUAAAGCCCAGUUGAAAUAGACCAAUAAUAAUAUUAUUU